Molecule: messenger RNA, 669 nt
Organism: Botrytis sinoallii
Lineage: Eukaryota; Fungi; Ascomycota; Leotiomycetes; Helotiales; Sclerotiniaceae
Exons: 2
Coding region: 1-669 (222 amino acids)
Source: RefSeq, a predicted model, not a curated record
AUGUCAUCAUCAAUAGCAUCGUCCCUUGCGGCCACAACGAAGUCCCCCAAGACCAAUUCUCUGUUAUUGCUCUUGCAGAUGUCUGAUAUAGAGUUGGACAAUCAAAUAAAGGACAAUAGUAAAUGGAAGAAGCGGUCAGAAGAGACCACUCUCGAUGUCCAUUUCCCGGAGCUAGACAAUGCGUCCUUGGAAGCCACCAAUCUCGUACUUAUUGGAUCCAGCAUGCUCGAGCGGUUCAAAACAACUGGCCACGACCUCAAUCUAGGUUCAAAGCCAGGAACUUUCAACGCCGGGGUAGGAGGCGAUACAAUCCCCAACAAAGUGGGAAUGGUUAUUGUCAAUAUCGGUUCUAAUGAUUUGAAAAAACCCGGUCGAAGCUUGACCGAAGCUCAACUUUACCAAUUCGCUCUUCACUUGGAGGCGUUGAGAAGAACAUUCCCCCGAGCACGAAUCGUGGUUACGGCAUUAUUUUACAAGAAAGAUGUCCACCUAUCAGAUGUUGAUAGAAGUAACGAGGAUCUGCAAAGCAUAGUCUCUGGAUUGCCUAGUGUAGAGUGGCUAGCGGCACCGGAAAUCGAUCUUGACGACCAUUAUGAGGAUCACGUUCACUUGAACAGAGCCGGUUAUGAAGUAUGGAAUAAAUGGCUGGUGGAAAAACUUGAGAUUUAG